GAAGGAACAGCACUCACUUGGAGCCCCUGGAGACCGUGAGCAUGAUGUUCUUGCCCUCUAAGAAGGACCUUAAGACUGCCCUGGAGGUCUUUGCUGUUUUCCAGUGGCCCCUAAGUGUCUUUAUUAUUGUAACCACUGUAAUCUUUGUCAACCUGUACCUGGUGGUGUUCACAUCGUACUGGCCUGUCACUGUGCUCAUUCUCGCCUGGCUAGCUUAUGACUGGAAGACCCCCGAGCAAGGUGGCCGCCGGGUUAAGUGUAUGCGGAAUUGGUACCUGUGGAAACUCUACUCUGAUUACUUCCCCCUUAGGCUGUUGAAGACUCAUGAUAUCUCCCCCGGCCACAACUACAUCCUUGUCUGCCACCCUCAUGGGCUCUUGUCGCACUCAUGGUUUGGCCACUUUGCCACAAAUGACUUACUCUUCUCCAAGAUCUUUCCUGGUAUCACUCCUCAUAUCCUCACACUGGGAGCCUUUUUCUGGGUUCCGUUACUCAGAGACUAUGUCAUGUCUUCAGGGGCCUGCUCUGUGAGCCAAUCCUCCAUGGACUUUCUGCUUACGCACAGAAGCACAGGCAACAUGCUGAUUGUGGUGGUUGGUGGCCUGGCUGAGUGCAGAUACAGCCUGCCAGGCUCUACCACCCUGGUCUUGAAGAACCGAACUGGCUUUGUCCGCAUAGCCCUUCAGCAUGGAGUGCCUCUAAUCCCUGCUUACGCCUUUGGGGAGGCAGACCUCUACAAUCAGCACAUUUUCACUCCCGGGGGCUUGGUGAAUCGAUUCCAGGAGUGGUUCCAGAGUAUGGUACACAUCUAUCCUUGUGCUUUCUAUGGACGUGGCUUCACUGAGAACUCCUGGGGCUUACUGCCCUACGCUCAUCCUGUAACCACCAUCGUUGGGAAGCCUCUGCCACUGCCCAAGAUUGAGAACCCCAGCCAGGAGACUGUGGCUAAGUACCAUGCACUCUAUGUUGAUGCCCUACGCAAACUGUUUGACCAGCAUAAGACAAAGUUUGGCAUCUCAGAGACCCAGGAACUGGUGAUAGUUUGACAGACAUCCCGAGCAGCUUCUCAGCCUGGAACCCGUGAAAUGGGACAAAAGUCACCUGUGGGCCUCCUGUUCCCGAUUUGGCCAGACCUCAAUAUGAGGUGGGGCUGUCCAUGUGGCUGUUCUCUAGACCCCUCUUCUUCCUUCAUCUCUCUCUCCUCCUUCCAGCUCCUCUCUGACUUUUCCUUGGGACUACAAGGGAAAUAGUCCCCAGACUCAGGGAAAUCCCUAAGAGGGAAGUACCCCGAGUUUUCCCUCACCCAUGCUCACUCAGCAUCAGGACUGAGGAAGA
Molecule: messenger RNA, 1335 nt
Organism: Hyaena hyaena (striped hyena)
Lineage: Eukaryota; Metazoa; Chordata; Mammalia; Carnivora; Hyaenidae
Gene: AWAT2
Product: acyl-CoA wax alcohol acyltransferase 2
Exons: 7
Coding region: 42-1046 (334 amino acids)
Biological process (GO): lipid metabolic process
Cellular component (GO): endoplasmic reticulum membrane
Molecular function (GO): retinol O-fatty-acyltransferase activity
Source: RefSeq, a predicted model, not a curated record